Thelazia callipaeda (thelaziosis nematode) is the source of this 327-nucleotide messenger RNA. The record is from the annotation of a GenBank genome assembly. Lineage: Eukaryota; Metazoa; Nematoda; Chromadorea; Rhabditida; Thelaziidae.
AUGCAAGAAAGGGAUAAAAAUAAACGUCUAAGUGAACCUUACGUCGUAAUUAAUGAGAAAGAACAAUUAGCUGCUAGCGUUGAAGCGAUGAUCAAUGGCAAAAAUUAUGGAAAUUUUACGGAAGUAGCGCAAAAAACGUCAAAUUAUGCGUUAAAGACAAGUGAUAGCUGCGAAAAUAAAUUAACAAAAAUUAUUAAUACAAAAAUACCGAAAGAUGAUAACAGUGAAAUAAUUAUAUCGCUGAAUGAAAUUGGACAGUUAAUAACAGCUCAAGAAAUUCAAAAUGACGAUAAUUCUCAACGUAAAAAAGUUGAAAAAGGUUUGUAA